Entelurus aequoreus (snake pipefish) is the source of this 3482-nucleotide messenger RNA. RefSeq lists its product as uncharacterized. Gene Ontology annotation, molecular function: DNA-binding transcription repressor activity, RNA polymerase II-specific. Gene Ontology annotation, biological process: negative regulation of transcription by RNA polymerase II. Lineage: Eukaryota; Metazoa; Chordata; Actinopteri; Syngnathiformes; Syngnathidae. The transcript has 3 exons. The record is from RefSeq and is a predicted model, not a curated record. The coding region runs from base 447 to 2117 and encodes 556 amino acids.
UCAGUCGCGUGGGGGAAACGACAACACUUUGCCUUCGCUAAAGGCCGCCGACGUUGGCGCCAGAUGAGCGGUGGCGCCAGCUACACAUACACUUAGCAACUGUAGCGACAGACAGACAGACAAGAGACACACUCUGACACACACACAGCCGCUUUCCUUCAAAAAAAACUUGGGACUCUUGAUACGCUAACCUUCAUUUUAUCUCCGGCCAUCAAAAAUACUAGAAGAAGAUAAAGAUCGCUGAGUGUUCCUCUGGUUGGCACAGCCGCAGAUCAGCCAUCACUCUUCAUUCACUAGCAAGCCAUCACCAAAAAUACACUUAAAAGGUCUGCGUACUGACAAAAGCACCGCUGCUGUACCCACCCGAAGUGAGACGUAUACCCCGAUUCUUAGUUGAGUACUCGUCCGGCACAAAAACGGAGGUCGUGGGGCUGGAGUGUGUUCUCAUGGCGGAGUCAGAGACUGAGUGUGACACACCCGGCCUUGACACGCUGGGGUCGGAGUGUGUCAUAGCCCACAGCCAUGUCGACCUUCACUACGGUGCCGAGACAGAAAUCAUGACGGAAGAAAAGCGCGGCUUGGAGUUGGAGAUUCACGGCGGCGACCUAAAGAUCCAGGGGCUCGGCGGCGAUCUUGGCGCCGUAGCGUGCGUGGACGCAAUCGUAGAGACGGACCACGAUUACAUCAAGGUGGAACACGGCGAGAUCCACUGUUUUGCCGGGGCUGAGAUCAAGACAAGCGGUGAGCCGUUGCUGGCGGAAGUGCUUCUCAAGACGGAAAACGAGCAUGUGGUGAAAGUGGAGUCUGACCAUGGCGGGGAGUUGACAGUGGAGUCUGAGAAUGGCGUCAUCAUUCACGAAGCCCACGGCCUGCAGUGCAACGAGUGCGGCGAGAUCUUCGGCAGCAUAGCGGACCUCCAUCAACACUUUGAGAUCCACAAGGACCUCAACCCGUACAUCUGCAUCCACUGUGGCGAGAGCUUCGCGGUGGAGGCCAGUCUCAAGCAGCACAUGAAGAUUCAUAUGAAAGAGAAGCCCUACGUCCCACCGGGUGUGGAAAUAAUGGGUAAAGACGUCAUCGAUGCCUUCAGCCUCAAGUCCCAUCAGAUGAUUCACCUGCCGGACAAGCCUCACAGGUGCUCCGAGUGCGGAAAGAGUUUUGCGGCUGCAAUCACUCUAAGAGAACACAUGAAGAUGCAUUCGGAGGACAAACCGUACAAGUGCACCCAGUGUAGGAAGAGCUUUGUCCGCAGAAGGCACCUGAAGAAGCACCAAGAAGUCCACGCCCGAGAGAAGCCAUACACCUGCGGCCAGUGCGGCAAGGGUUUUGCCACCACCUCCAACCUGAAGCAGCACCAGAAGACCCACGCCGUCGUCGUGCUCGGCGACAAGCCCCAUCGGUGUUUGCAGUGCGGGAAGUGCUUUGCGGCGGCCGCCACUUUGCGGGAGCACCAGAGGAUCCACUCGGGUGAGAAGCCGUACAAGUGCAACAUGUGCAGGAAGAGCUUUGUCCGCAAACGCCAUCUGAAGAAGCACCAACAAGUCCACGCUGGAGGGAAGCCCUACACAUGCAGACAUUGCAACAAGGGCUUCAACCACUCCUCGUCUCUUUCGCGCCAUCACAAGACCCACAUGCAGGCCCCCGUCGUGUUCUCCCCACCGCAGCCCGGGAAGCCCAUCACAUUUGGCACCCCACCAAAGCAGAGGGUCCACCUGCAAGGAGAAAAGCCCUACAUGUGUCAUCACUGCGAUAAGGGCUUCAAUCAUUCCUCCUCCUUGUCCCGCCACCAAAGAGUCCACUCCGAGGGUAAGGGUUACACCUGCGGCCACUGUGGCAAAACCUUCAACCACUCAUCAUCUCUUGCCAGGCACCAGAGAGUCCACUUGGAGAACAAGCAGCAGCAGCAGCAACAACAACAGCAGCAGCCGCAGUCGCCACCCCCUCAAGUCGUGGAGCAGUACAGCCCCAUCCCCACGCCGAAGGUCUUCCCCAACAACGCCUUUCCCAAACAACACCUCCUCUCCCCCGAGAAGCCCUACAGGUGCACCCAGUGUGGGAAAGGUUUUAACCAUUCAUCCUCCCUCUCCAGACACCACAGGAUCCAUUUAGACCAGUGAGUGUCCUCCUCAGCACGCCAGCAUUGGCAUCGCUGUCUAAUUACAAGAUUUUGCCCCCAACCACAAGAAAAUUCUGGCCAACUCCUCCAUAAAGACCUGCGUGGUCGUGUCAAACGGACAAACUGAUUACAUUGAAUCGGGGCAAUGUGUUUGGAAAGGGGGUGCGGUAACCUUCAUUCUUGUCUUGUUUGAGGUCAUGCUUCACGCAACACGGGAACUCCAUUUUGAACACUUUUAAAAAGGAACAGUGUGAUUUACCUUCAUGAGGCGGGGCAGAAUGUUACCCAUCUUUUGGAUAGGCUUUGUGAGCACAAGUUUUUCGACUUGGUUCAAGGCUGUGGAUAAACAAUUGGAAAUAGUUGUCUUUUUUCACCCUCGUUAACCUGUGUGAAGCAAAUCCACUGUAAAUAACGUCCUGAUUUCUUUUAUAUAUGUAUAGCUGUGUAGUGUGCUGUUCCUAAAAGAUGACAUUUUUCAGAGCAACACCCACUUUUGUCUCCCUUAUUUUUUUUUUUUGUUAUGACAUGACUUAACAGCGAUAAGUGUUGCAGGUGUCUUCAAACAACAGCAGCAGCUGUUGAAUUGACCAUCUUGUAUAUUUAUGAGGUCAUUUUCCCUGUGUGUGUACAGACUAUACAGUACAGAGCAAUACUGGCGGACACCUUUACUCGGAUAUGCAGUUCAACCGUAAGACCUAAAAUAAAAAAAGUCUGGUUAGCAUAUUACAACACCUGUCUUUUUAUUUCCCCCCCUGCCCAUUUUCUUUGGAGACUAAUUAAAUCUAACCUGUUGAUAGACUAUAAUAGCGUUCAUGUUGACUAUCAAUUUGAACUAAAGGCUUGUGCAUACUGAAAAAAAACACAACUUUUUCAAGAGUUGGGUCUGCGCUCUACUCGUCUGUAUGAUAUCUUUUACAAACUGAUGUAUUUUUUUAGAUAUGGCUUGGGUUAUAUGAAAGGGAGCAAAUAAAUCAUUUUAAUGGGAGUGGACAUGGCAAGCAAUAUUUUCCCCCAUUUUGAGUUUUUUUUGUAUGUUUUGCUUCAAUCUGUAGCAUAGUUUUUCCCCCCUUGUGUUAGAUAGGUGCCUUACUGCAUGCUAUGUGGAAAUGUAUGCUCAGCUGUUAUUUGAAGAAAAAAAGAUUUCAGAAUUAUCUUAUUUUUAAACUUAGUUCUUGUUCAUACCCAUUUUAUUUUGUCACUGACGCCUUUUUUGUUAUUUGCUUUCAUGUAUACUACCAUGCGUUAUCACUGUAUAUUCUUUAUUUUUUCCUCCCUCUGCUCUUUGUAAAUGGUCUAACUGAUGAGAGAACAAGUAAACGGUCUAUAUAGGAUUCACUUGAGGGCAAACCCUUGUGUAACAUCUUUA